Molecule: messenger RNA, 2646 nt
Organism: Porites lobata
Lineage: Eukaryota; Metazoa; Cnidaria; Anthozoa; Scleractinia; Poritidae
Source: the annotation of a GenBank genome assembly
CGGUCACUCAGCAAAACAAGAUGGCGUCCGUGGAAGACAAAGCCGGAGCGGGAACAUCCAAGUUGAGCAUCGAGGAAAGAUUGGAGACAGGAAUGGCAUUGAAAGAGAAAGGAAACGAGUAUUUUAAGAAACAGGAAUACAGAAAUGCAAUGAAAAGUUACCACAAAGCGUUGCUGUACGUGAAAGGUAUCAUUGAUCGACCAAAUCUGCCAGGUUUAGAAGCGUCGGAGGAAGACAUUUCUGACGAAGCGAAAAAUAACAUUCACAAAGUACAGUUCAGUUGUUACAACAAUUUAGCAGGUAAGAUAAGUAUUUUAUAGUUUGCAUAGACGACACUUUUUUUUCAUGGGUAAUUGAUGUAAAUUUUGUGAUUCGCCAAAACCAUUCUUCUGUUUCACAGCUGUUUUAAUGCAUAGUAAUAUUUUUAAAAUGUUUCCAGCUUGCUUAUUGAAAGAUGGUCGGUGGGAUAGAACGGAGCAUUAUUGCACCGAGGUAAGAUUUUAAUAGAAGGAAUAUUUAAAAUUCAUGGUAAUUUCCUCAGAAACUUUUGUAACAGUGAUCUAAACUAAAACAUACAUAUGAAAUUUAUACAUUCAUCAUUUCAAACCACAAGCUAAUAUCCGACUUCCCCCCCCCCCGGUUGAGGACCAGUGGAAUUCUUUAGGGGUAAGUUAAUUCUUUAGAGGUAAGUUAUCAACUUGGUUGGGUGGGGGGGGGGUAUGGAUUUGAAAUGCAAUAGCCCAUUGUUGUCAGGAUUGAAUUUUUUUAUCUGCUAGAACCUUCCCCCCAUUUAUAGUCUCCCAUCCCAUUACUUCUCCCCCGCCUCCCCUUCAUCAAAAGAUGCCAGGUUUUUGCAAAGGGUUUUCAGGUUUUUUAUUUUGACCCUUUGGAUUUUUGAUCUGAGGUACUAACUAAAAUGUAAGGGCUGAAGAAUACCAAAAUGUUUCAGAGUAGGAUUAGGUUCCAUUUUUGGCUGUUGAUUUUUUUUUAUUAAGCAGAGGUGUUACUGUCACUUUUUAAUUUUCUGCAAUACUCCAAAUUGCUAGUGAUAAGAAGUGACUUAAGGCAUAAUUACAGAAAAUUGUCAUGCUCACCUGGUCUACCUGUUUCAGCCUCUGUAAAGCAAUACAGUUAAAGUGAACAGAUUUCCUCAAUGGAUCCCAGACCAACCCAAACAGUGAGGAUGCUUAUGACCUCAUGUUUGGAUUCAUUCUCCCCAGUUCAAAUCCUUGUCGACGCUUGUAAAUAGCCAACUAACUGGUUGCCACCCGCCAGUUGGGGUUUUUAAUCCUGUUAUGUUCUAUUUGCAUUAUUUGUUUGCAGAAUUAUUUGAUUGGAGUGCCUGUAAACUAGCUGGUUAAGCUUAGUGCAUUUUCCAAACCUUAAUUCAUUUUAUUUUUUAUUUUAUCCACAAAAUCUGGAACAUUCAGGAAGCUGAAAAUAAAAUCCUUGAAUGUCUGCAUGGGUGUUUACUUUGUCUGUUGUGGUAUCUCAGCUCAUUACUUUCCUCAAUUUAUAGGCCUUAAAACUUCAACCACAAAAUGCCAAAGCUUUAUUCAGAAGAGGGCAGUCAUACUUCUACAUGAAGGACUUUGAAAAAGCUGAAAGAGACUUAAGAGCUGCCGAAAAGUUGGAGCCCAAAGGUUUGUUAUCAUUGACUAGAAUAGCCUGGGAAUAAUACAGCUGUCUCUCUUUGCUAAUCACCACUAGCGGGGUUUUUGUUAAGAUUUGAAGUAGCUGGGACAAAUGUAUCAAUAGCAGGGACUAACUUUGCAUGCAGUGCCAAGUCGGGGUAGAAUUUUAGAAUUUUUAAGGCCCCAGGGUGCAUUUUUGGCCAUUGUUUUAGCUCCUUUAAGUAAGGCAUUUGCUGCAUAAGAACAUAUAAAUACAAUAUUGUUGUUAUUGGGUUUCUGUUUUAACAACAGGGAAUAAAAUUUUUCAUAUCUAUAAGCACCGCCUGAUAAAAUGGCUGGGACGAGAAUUGAAAAAAAAAAAAAAACCUGCAAUAGGGACAUUUUGCAGGAGAGGUGUCUCCGAUUUGCCCCCCCCCCCAAAAUGAUACCGAUAAUUUAGAUCACAAAAGAAUAUUUCAUAAAUUUUAAGGUACUUACCUCUGAAGCUAGUCGAGCUUGUUUACUGUACAUGUUAUUGCAAAAGAACAAAAGUUUUUGUUCAUCCUUGCCCAGUUGUUUUUUCUACGUGUCUGUUCAGUUGUUGAUUCAUUUAUUCACUAAUGAUAAAAAAUGAUCACUCUUGACAAAAUGACAAACUUCAAUGCUAAUGCAGAAACUCUGAAAUGUUUGACAUUAUUGUGAAUCUAAGGACCAUUGGUGCUUCAUACGAAACAUAUUGUGAGAAAUUGUAUAAUUUACCGUCUGAAAGACCUUCUCUGCCAUAUAAUGAGACCUCCUGGUGAAUGGGCUUUAAAAUUUCUCAAUUACUUUUGCACCCUUUUUGAAGGACCAUGUUGGGAUUUCAAUUAUUCAUUAUCUUUUUAUUAUUAUUAAAAGUAUUGUUUCGGUUUCCUUGCUAGAUUCAAGUAUAAAGAAAAUGCUGGCUCUCCUUGAGGUAGAAUUGAAGAAGAUUAAAGAAAAGGAGAAAAAGAUUUAUGCAGGAAUGUUUGAUAGACAUUCCCAGAAAGAGUAA